Messenger RNA from Drosophila willistoni, 1445 nucleotides. RefSeq lists its product as uncharacterized. Lineage: Eukaryota; Metazoa; Arthropoda; Insecta; Diptera; Drosophilidae. The transcript is spliced from 2 exons. The record is from RefSeq and is a predicted model, not a curated record. Bases 42 to 494 code for a protein of 150 amino acids.
AUCGUGACCAAGUGUUCUUUUCCAGCCAUUGAAGCAUAUGAAUGCUCAAUAUUCAGCCGGGAACAUUGGAGAUAUCUGCUUCUGAUCUUACGUUGGCCGAUUCAGAUCUCAUAGCAGAAGUUGCUGCGUUGGAAGGGAAUAAAAGUGUGAGGCCGAUUAUGCCGUGCUACGACGGCAAUAAUUUUGUGGGCCAGAUUAUGGUUGAGCAUUUCUUGAGUGAUGGUCAGAGUUCAUCGGACUCCAGCUUUGAGACUGUAUCAUCGGAUUGUAGACAGCUCUCUCUGAGUGAGCUCUCAAGAAUCGCUCUCGUAUCAAGCAAUCUCAAACGGGGACACAAACGAAAAGCCCAUGAAAAACCCAUAGAGACUAAACGGUUCAAAAAGGUUCUCGAAUCCAGUAAGGAGAGUGUACAAAUCUACUCGUAUGGAGGUAUGGAGGAGGCAUGCGGUAUGGGAGGCUGCGAAAUCAAAUCCAGACCAUGCUCGGUUAAAUAGAACCGGAUGUUAUAAAUGGUCAGCGGCCCCCUUAUAUAAACAUACUUCCAGAGAACUCCACUUCUCCGUCGUAAUAUCAAAAUUCUGCAGUUCCAGGAGCUUGAAAAUUCGAUGCAAACAAGGUUCGACCUUUGGCCACGUAACUCUGGCCAUGGAGAUAGAACCGGAUGAUAUAAAUGGUCAGCAGCCUCCUUACAUAAACAUACUACCAGAGAUCAGGCAGUUGGUUGUGGUGGUGGUUCCCUCCGCGGAAUGUGCUUAAAACUUUUGCGAUCUGUUAGAACAGUUCUUUGGGAUAUUUUUGGAUUUCAGAAACGUUCGCUGCUUAGAUUUUAAUGAGGUGACUCCGGUGAUUGAGUAUAACGGCCGGCUCUUUAUAGCAGCUGCCAACGAAGAUACAAUGGAAUGGGUGGCGCGCAAGGUAUGUUCUAUGAAGCCUUACGUCUUAUAGUUUGUAAGACUAACGGCCUUACGUCUUAUAGUUUGUAAGACUAACGGCCUCAUAGAACAUACAUUGCUCGCCACCCAUUCCAUGGUUUCUUAGUUGGCCGCUGCGAUGUAGAGCCGGCCAUUGUAUUCAGUCACCGGAGUGACCUCAUUAAAGUCUAAGCUGCGAACGUUUCCGAAAUCGAAAAAUAUCCCAAAGAUCUGUUCUAACAGAUAGCAAAAGUUUUUUGCGCAUUCCGAGGAGGAAACCACCACCACAACAAACUGCCUGAUCUCUGGAAGUAUGUUUAUGUAAGGGGGCUGCUGACCAUUUAUACCAUCCGGUUCUCUCUCCAUGGCCAGUUUAUGGAAUUUAUAUUUUGAAAUAUUAAAAAAAAGUGACGAUUACGGCAGACUCAUUUGUCUACCGAUUAUUCUGACUGGCAACGGUCAAACGAUAGUUUAUCGUAAUAGAAAAAUAAUAAAAUGUAAUAAUCAUUUAUGGACGUUGCUUUACUAACGAAA